Messenger RNA from Pteronotus mesoamericanus, 1168 nucleotides. Its product is annotated as melanoma-associated antigen 10-like. Gene Ontology annotation, biological process: negative regulation of transcription by RNA polymerase II. Gene Ontology annotation, cellular component: nucleus. NCBI's taxonomy places the organism in Eukaryota, Metazoa, Chordata, Mammalia, Chiroptera, Mormoopidae. The record is from RefSeq and is a predicted model, not a curated record.
CCCCAGGCUCGUGGGAUCUCAUCUCCCACUCUGCUGUGUACACUUCCGUCUGCUGCUCCCAACAAGAGUCAACAUGUCUCACCCUUUAAAGUAUCCACGCCUCACACUUGAGCCCAAAGUUGAGGCCCAGAAUGAUAAAGGGCUCCCUGUAGCUGAACAGGAGGAGGAGGAGAAUUCCUCUUGUUCUUUCAGCUUCUCCUACCUCUCCAACUCUUCUUCCUAUCCUUCCUCUCCUGUGAUCCCAGGCACCCCAGAGGAGGAGGAGGAAGAGCAAGAAGAGGAGCAAGAAGAGGAGCAGGAAGAGGAGCAGGAAGAGGAGCAGGAAGAGGAGCAGGAGCAGCCUGCUGCUGAGAUAUCCAGCCCUCCCCGGAGUCCUCAGAAAUACCUGUCUCAGAGCCCAUCAGCUGGGUGCUCCAGCACCCAAGAAAGUGAGGAAACGAGCUCUCUGCAGGCCUCUGCAGACCCCGAGUCUCUGGAAAGAGAUCCUCUAGAUGAGAAGGUGGCUAAUUUAGUGCGUUUCAUGAUCCUCAAGUAUCGCUUGAGAAAGCCGAUUACAAGGGCAGAAAUGCUAAAAGCUGUUGGCAGGAAAGACAAGAGUCAGUUCCCUGUGAUCUUCAAGAAAGCUUGUAAGUGUUUGGAGGUGAUCUCCGGCAUUGACGUGAAGGAAGUGGUCCCUGCCAUCCACACCUAUGUCCUUGUCAACUCACUGGAUCUCACCUAUGAUGAGAUGCUUAGUGACCUCCAGGGCAUGCCUAAAAAUGGCCUCCUGAUAAUCAUCCUGGGCAUGAUCUUCUUAGAGGGCAAUUGUGCCUCUGAGGAAGACAUCUGGGAUUUUCUGAAUACGCUAGGAGUGUAUGCGGGGAGGGAGCACUUCAUUUACGGGGAGCCUAGAAAGCUCAUCACCGUAACUUGGGUGCAGGAGAAUUACCUGGAGUACCAGCAGGUGCCCGAUAGUGACCCCCCACGCUACACAUUCAUGUGGGGUCCAAGGGCACAUGCUGAAACUAGCAAGUUGCAAGUUCUGGAAUUUUUGGCCAAGAUCAAAGGGACUGACCCCAUUUCCUUCUCAUACUGGUAUGAGGAGGCUUUAAAAGAUGACAGAGAGAAAGCCCGGGCCAGAGUUGCCCCCGUGGGUCGUGCUGCUGCCAACUUCAUGGCACAGCAGUAA